Nycticebus coucang (slow loris) is the source of this 498-nucleotide messenger RNA. RefSeq names its product small proline-rich protein 2D-like. Bases 34 to 498 code for a protein of 154 amino acids. Gene Ontology annotation, cellular component: cornified envelope. The transcript has 2 exons. Lineage: Eukaryota; Metazoa; Chordata; Mammalia; Primates; Lorisidae. The record is from RefSeq and is a predicted model, not a curated record.
UUGGAGACUCUGAUCCUCUGAAACUCAGGAGAGAUGUCUUACCAGCAGCAGCAGCAGCAGUGCAAGCAGCCCUGCCAGCCACCCCCCGUGUUCAUCCCCAAGUGCCCUGAGCCCUGCCCACCUCUAAAGUGCCCUGAGCCCUGCCCACCACCUCCUGUGUUCAUCCCAAAGUGCCCUGAGCCCUGCCCACCACCUCCUGUGUUCAUCCCAAAGUGCCCUCAGCCCUGCCCACCUCUAAAGUGCCCUGAGCCCUGCCCACCACCUCCUGUGUUCAUCCCAAAGUGCCCUGAGCCCUGCCCACCACCUCCUGUGUUCAUCCCAAAGUACCCUCAGCCCUGCCCACCUCUAAAGUGCCCUGAGCCCUGCCCACCACCUCCUGUGUUGAUCCCCAAUUGUCCUCAGCCCUGCCCACCUCUAAAGUGCUUGAGUCCUGCAUGUCCACCUGUGCAGUGCCCACCUCCACCCUGCAGGCAGAAGUGUCCACCCAAGAGCAAGUAA